CUACCAACUCCGUAGAAGAAGAGAAAGAGGAGAGGGAAAUGGCGAUCGCUCUCCGAUUCGCCGCCGCCGCCCCGACCCCUCCGGCGAUCGCCGGCGCCUCUAGGCACGCGGGAGGAGGAGGAGGAGGAGCGGCGUGUGUCGGCGUGCUGGGCCGUGGCGGCUGGAGACUGGAGGUGUUGGCGGGAACCAGCUCCGCUCGCUGCCGGGGCAAGAGAAGGGGCAGCGUCGCCGUGGACGCCGUUGCUGCUGCCGCCGCCGCCGGUGCCCUAGGGGGGAUCGGAGCGGAAGGCGGGGACCAGCUGAGCGUGGUGAUGAAGUUCGGGGGGUCGUCGGUGUCGUCGGCGGCGAGGAUGCGGGAGGUGGCGGGCCUCAUCCUCGCCUUCCCCGAGGAGCGCCCCGUCGUCGUCCUCUCCGCCAUGGGGAAGACCACCAAUCUCCUCCUCCUCGCUGGUGAGAAGGCAGUGGGAUGCGGAGUGAUCCGUGUUUCAGAAAUUGAAGAGUGGAAUAUGAUCAAAGAUCUACAUAUUAAAACUGUGGAUGAACUUGGACUGCCAAGAUCUGUAAUACACACUAUGCUGGAUGAACUGGAGCAGCUCUUGAAAGGUAUUGCCAUGAUGAAAGAGUUGACACUUCGGACCACCGACUACCUCGUUUCAUUUGGGGAGUGCAUGUCAACAAGGAUUUUUGCUGCUUAUUUAAACAAAAUCGGAGUAAAAGCACGGCAGUGCGACGCAUUUGAUAUUGGUUUCAUAACAACAGACGAUUUCGGAAAUGCGGACAUCUUGGAGGCAACUUAUCCUGCUAUAGCGAAGAGACUACAUGGAGACUGGAUUCGGGAUCCAGCAAUACCUAUUGUUACUGGGUUCCUUGGGAAGGGCUGGAAAUCAGGUGCUGUAACAACUUUAGGCCGAGGUGGCAGUGACUUGACUGCUACAACCAUUGGUAAAGCCUUGGGCUUGAGAGAAAUUCAGGUAUGGAAAGAUGUUGAUGGUGUACUGACCUGUGAUCCAAAUAUCUAUCCGAAUGCAACCACUGUGCCAUACUUAACAUUUGAAGAGGCAGCUGAACUUGCUUAUUUUGGUGCCCAGGUAUUACAUCCACAAUCUAUGAGACCUGCUAGAGAAGGUGAUAUACCAGUCAGGGUUAAGAAUUCAUACAACCCUAAAGCUCCAGGCACCCUGAUCACUAAACAAAGAGAGAUGGAUAAGGUCGUGCUAACUAGUAUAGUGCUCAAGUCAAAUGUCACUAUGUUGGAUAUAGUGAGCACUCGAAUGCUCGGCCAAUUUGGUUUUCUAGCAAAGGUCUUUUCUAUAUUUGAAGAUCUAGGCAUAUCUGUAGAUUGUGUGGCUACUAGUGAAGUGAGUAUUUCUGUGUCGCUUGAUCCAUCGAAGAUCUGGAGCAGGGAUCUUAUUCAGCAGGAACUUGACCAUGUAGUUGAAGAGCUUGAGAAAAUUGCAGUUGUCCAUCUACUUCAGCAGAGGGCAAUAAUAUCACUUAUUGGGAACGUCCGGCGAUCAUCUCUUAUACUGGAAAAAGCCUUUCAAGUGUUGAGGAAAAGCAGGGUGAAUGUCCAGAUGAUCUCACAGGGUGCAUCCAAGGUUAACAUGUCUUUGAUCGUUCAUGAUAGCGAGGCGAAGCAGUGCAUAAAAGCCCUCCAUCAGGCAUUCUUCGAGGACGACGUGCUGACAGAAGUUGAUGAAGGCGCCCUGCACAUGAGCUGACCAGCUUAAUAAACAAGUCCAGAUCAGAUCAGAUUAAUAAACAAAGUCCAUAGAAAAUUGUUGCAGCCUUUUUCUAACAUCGGCUCCAAUCAGUUAUACUUCACUCGCAUGAACAGAAUGCAUAGGUGUUUCCUCCCGCAUUCAGAUUCAGGCCAUUAUCAAAAAAUUCAGAUUCAGGUGGUUUUCUGUGCAUCUGUUGAGAAGUAGUAGUGUAGGAUGAAAACAUCUGGAUCAGUUUGCGUGAUGAUUUGAUUACCUGCCUGAAUAUGCUGAUGAUCAAUGCUGGGAUUUGAAACUGGCAAAUACGAUUGUGAAUUGUGUUUACGUGAUCACUUUCAAAGCUUCCUUUGGAACAUACUGUAGGAGUUUUGCCGGACUUUCACAUGAACUACAGAAUGCCCACGGUUUCAGGAGAUGCCUUCCUCACUGUGUAGUGUAAAGAGCUAACAGAUCGACAGACGGCAUGGAAAACGAUGCGAUGCGAUGCUUGCUGAUGCUGGAGCUGGUCUGCCGUGCACAACAAAGAGUUCGUCGAAGAUGCUGUGUGUGAGAGAUUAUCUGAUGACGACCAAAAAAAUAGCAUUGUCAUCUAAUCAUUCAGUGGUACUACUUUCCAUCUCAA
Molecule: messenger RNA, 2343 nt
Organism: Oryza brachyantha (malo sina)
Lineage: Eukaryota; Viridiplantae; Streptophyta; Magnoliopsida; Poales; Poaceae
Product: aspartokinase 1, chloroplastic
Exons: 13
Coding region: 39-1721 (560 amino acids)
Biological process (GO): amino acid biosynthetic process
Cellular component (GO): chloroplast stroma
Molecular function (GO): aspartate kinase activity
Source: RefSeq, a predicted model, not a curated record